CGGGGGAGGAGGGACACGAAAACACGAGGGUGGCUGUCGGACCCCGUUUGAAUUCAAAUCGGAUAAUGUAAUCACGAUGCACAAUAGUGAGCCACCCGCUUAGGCUGGCGCAGGCUCAGGACGGCGGAUAUGCUCACGCACCUGCAAAGCCGAGGCUGACAAUGCGCACUACGGCACCCUUCCCGGCUUGGUUUAUGCUUGCGGCUCUGCGACCUUGUGCACCAGCGGAAGCAAACUUUAGCGGACCGUGCCCUCGCUCUUUUGCUCCGUUACGGGGGCUCCUAGACCUUUCCGCCCCUCUCUCUGCGGACCUGCAGUUUUCCCCCCCUCUUCUCCUUCCGCGAUCCUCCCGUCGAAUGGGCCAACCACCUUCAUUAACUUUGCCACUGCUGCUUGUUCCGAGCGACAUUUGCAACCGCGUUGCCUAGCGUAGCGGUAGCCACUCGAGGAACGGCUCGUCAAGCUAUGGC
Molecule: messenger RNA, 470 nt
Organism: Laetiporus sulphureus 93-53
Lineage: Eukaryota; Fungi; Basidiomycota; Agaricomycetes; Polyporales; Laetiporaceae
Exons: 1
Coding region: 162-428 (88 amino acids)
Source: RefSeq, a predicted model, not a curated record